Molecule: messenger RNA, 5407 nt
Organism: Porites lobata
Lineage: Eukaryota; Metazoa; Cnidaria; Anthozoa; Scleractinia; Poritidae
Source: the annotation of a GenBank genome assembly
UUCAAGGUAGUAAAAUCCUUCAAAAUUCCAAAUUCUUUUACUCCAUCCAUGAGUCAGUUCACUAUAAUUCGAAAGCACACAGAAGCCUUUACGAGGCUGCGUGGUUUUCGUCUCCAUGGAAAGCUAUUUAUCCAACUAAAAAGUCCGUUUCGCUCUCUCUUGUCAAGGCGUCGAUUCCAUAAUGGCCGAAAAUGAUGACAACGAUUUGUUGGACUACGAAGAGGAGGAGACAGAAACCGCCGCGGAAGCCCAGGCAGCUAAAGAUCUAGCGAAGAAGGACGUGAAGGGUACCUAUGUCAGUAUUCAUAGCUCUGGCUUUAGAGAUUUUCUUUUAAAGCCGGAACUUCUGCGCGCCAUUGUCGACUGUGGAUUCGAACAUCCGUCAGAAGGUAUUUUCAGCACACUUGUCGAUUCCAUCUCAGCAUUAUCUUGUUAACGAGCAUCUUUUUAGCUUUAGUUGUUUACACGGCGUUAACAAAUGUCCUGUUGAUGUGAAUUCCCUAUCUCAUCGAGAAGAGCGAGAUUUCUUGAAACUGAAAAGCUCUUGGUUUAUAAAUUAUUCAAAAUGAAAAUAUUUGAAAGUGCGUUAGGUUUCUUGUGUCAGGUAACCUGAUUUUCUAAACAAUGACAGUGUUCGGUUUUCAAUUUUCAAAAUUCCUAAUCCCGAAAUUAAAUGUUUCCAUGGUUUGAACUCGCAAACGUAAAAGCUUGGCUUGGGCAUAUGUGCCCCAACGUGUAGGUUUAGGUUUCUUUUGUCCACUUUCUUAAGGCCAUUCCAUUUUAAUGUUCCCCCCCCCCCCGGUGCGCUAAAGAAGUGCUAUGAAGUUCUCCUAACCCUCAGAAAAAGUCCACUUUUUCCCAAAGCGUGCAGAAAAAUGCAUUGAUGAACAUACAGCUCCUUAGAAAAUGUGUCCAACAUAUCAAAUAGCUUAACAAAAUUUCUGCUUUUCUGCUACUAGCCAUAUGGGCACUUUUAAUUGUCAGCUCAUGGUGUCAGCUAGAACUGAUAUGGUGGUUACCAUGUUUUUUUUUCUACAGUUCAGCACGAGUGCAUUCCUCAGGCUAUCCUGGGCAUGGAUAUCAUUUGUCAAGCUAAGAGCGGCAUGGGAAAGACUGCAGUGUUUGUUCUGGCAACACUACAGCAGUUAGAGCAGGUUGAUGGUCAAGUCAGUGUGCUGGUUAUGUGCCACACACGAGAGUUGGCCUUUCAGAUCUCUAAAGAGUAUGAAAGAUUUUCUAAAUACAUGAAUAACAUCAAAGUUUCAGUGUUCUUUGGUGGCAUCAGCAUCAAGAAGGACCAGCAGACCCUCAAGACCAACUGCCCACACAUUGUCGUUGGCACACCUGGCAGAAUACUGGCUCUGACACGCGAGAAAACACUUAAUCUCAAGCAUAUCAAGCACUUCAUCCUUGAUGAAUGUGACAAGAUGUUGGAACAGCUUGGUAAGAAGUGUUCACAUUAGUUUUUUCGUUUGUGUACAGAAGGGGUGUAGAAUGAUUCCUCAAAAAAUGUGUGCCUUGGAAAUUUUUGGCCUGAUCUCAAAAGCUUGGUUCAAGCAUUUGUGAUAGAUUUUGAAGUCACAGUUUUGGGUGAUUUUGUGUCUUGGGAGUCUCGAAUAUUUUUAAGAAAUUUACCUUUCUAUAUCUCUUACAGACUUAGUGGUGGUAUUAAACACCAUGUUUAUUGUCUUCAACCUCAGACCAGAAGCCCUGACAUUUUCGUUGAGUCAUUUCCUGAUGCACAAACAUUUAAUUUAUAUUUACUUAGCCCACCCACUAUAAAUGACUGUGAAUUAGCAUCAUAAUGUUAGAAGAAACCGGAAGGUGUAUGAAAUUCCAUUUUGGUGUAGUAGCUUAUGCUCCUGGAUCCAUUUUGCUACAGAAACUGGGUUUUACCAUUUGUCCCUUACCUGGUUAUCAAGCUUCAUAUUGCCUCUCACUGCUCCUAGCAGAGCAGGGCAGAAUUUUUUUUAAAGAAAUGAUUUAACUUUUCCUCACUUUUGAUGUCCAUUAUUGUUGCCUUACAAUAAUCUGGUACAUAUGUUCCUUCUUUACCCUAAAGAAUUCUGACCGUUACUUUCCUUUUGUAUGUAGUCCUGAUUUACUGUCAUUUUUCUUAUUAUUCACUCAUAUACUUUAUCAUGUUUAUUCCAGAUAUGCGACGAGAUGUCCAAGAAGUUUUCCGCAUGACACCGCACGAGAAGCAAGUUAUGAUGUUCAGUGCCACCCUUGCCAAAGAGAUCCGUCCUGUCUGCAAGAAGUUUAUGCAAGAUGUAAUUAUACCUCCUAAGUUCCAUUGUCAAGUCUGUUGUUGAGCAUUCAUCAUCCUUGUGAAGGAGAUGAUGACAAAGCAUGCUGCUUCCUAAGCCUACAGGCACGCUUGGCACUUCCUUGUAGAAGGUUCCCAUUUGGGUGCUAGUUAGCUUGCUUUUGUGCAUGUUUUAAGCUUUGUUGGUCCAACAAAAUGGUGGAAAAAUUGAAAAAAUGGAAAAAGUUACAAGUCCUAAGAAAGGAAUCGUCUUUUGAUAUAGUUUGGAAAGCUAUGAGGGGUAGUGCUGAUAGGUUUUCAGUUGGCGAGGUGGUUAUUUUUUUGUGACUGAAUAGUUGCUGGUUUGGAAAGCGUUGGUGUGUCUGUUAUUGUUGGGUGUAUACUUGAUUGGUGUGUCUGUGUUAUUAUUGGGUGUACUUGAUGUCAUGGGCUACAGUUGUUGUUGUGUUGGAUGGUAGUAAUGGGCUUUGGUGAUGUUAUUGGAAUGACAAAUCUUAGCUUACCCUUCUGCUUGGAAGUGCCAUGCCUGCCAUGUUCAUCACUCGACCUUGAUGCCUUGAAGAGCUGUUCGUGGUCAGAUCGUGAGAUGUCUUGAUCAUGAUGGUUCAGCGAGCUAACUCAAGCAGGGAGGAGCUCAUGACACCAAGUCAGAUGAUGUCAGUUGGUUUCAUCUCCGGGAACCUACCCUAGCCAGCCCUGACUCUGAGGACAAUGUGACCUUUUCUCCAUGUGAAUUGCUUUCAGCUCCAAAGUGGCACUAAAACCAGAUUAAACGAAAAUGCCAUUUUUUCCUUUACUGUUUGAUUUCGUUACAAUAGCAACUCUUUGGCUAUUGAACGUAUUUUGUACUGAUGCUAUCCUGCACAGAAAGAGUUUUUGCAACAGAACAAAAUUCUAGUUGCAGGGAAUACUGAAUUUGUGACACUUGAUGUUUUACUUAACUUGGAGCUGAAACUGUUUUUGUUUGAUUUCAUGCUAAUUUGAUGAAUGUAAAAAAAACCUCUUUAUUACUAAGAUCUGUUUUUAGUGAUCAAAUUCUAUUUUAUGCCUGUGUAGCUUGGAGUGUAUUUUUUUUUUGCAUUGGCAAAGGAAAUGUAACAGCACUGCCAAAGUGAGCUUCAAACAAGAAUGUAGUAGUAGUUUACUCUAACUAACACAUGUAAUUAUCCUUCAUGUUACGAUUUGUUGUCAUUGCUUGAAAAGUACAGUCAGGCACACAGGUUUGCAAUGUUCUUGUGUUGUUUUUUACCCUCUAUUGUGGUAAGGAUUGUUAUUCUCAUCUCUCUUCUCACAAAUAGCCCAUGGAAGUUUAUGUUGAUGAUGAAACAAAGCUCACAUUGCAUGGCCUUCAACAGUACUAUGUUAAACUCAAAGACCAGGAGAAGAAUAGAAAGCUUUUUGACCUUUUAGACGUGUUGGAGUUUAAUCAGGUAUUGACUUAAUCGUGUUUAACCAUAUAUCCUGGGGACAGAGAAUUUGCAGUUUUUUAUAUCGUGCAGUGAUAGGUGAUAUCGUACAGGAUAUGCAGGGCAAAUGAUUUCACAACAUAAGGAACAAUUUGGUAUUAACAAUGACUUAUACUUUUUCUUUUGCUUAGAUGCAAGGAUGCAUUGUAGUAACAAUGUAUCUCCCUAAAAAUUAAAAAUGCCCCUGUUAUAUCUGAAAGAAUGUAUGACAGUUGCAUUUUUGGGGAGACACCUUUAGGGGGUCAAUUUCUGAACUAUGAUUUUCCCUCCCUUUUUUAAACACAGUUAAAUCUGCAUUAUACAGACCUGCAUUAACCUGGAUAAGCCAUCAGCUCUUUUGUGCUCCCAACAAUUUACUUUUCAUUGUCUUAACCUCUACUAACUGGUUACUAUGUCAAGAUGUAGCAGUAACAGAUACAAGGCAUCCACUGGUCUUUUACUUCCUUUUUUUGGAUAAGAAGAGGUAGAAACAUGUUGAGGUCAACUUGUGGUGCUAUAAAAAAUAUGCUUUUUCACUUUCUCUAUUUUGUUGAGUAACUCUUAGUUUUGUCAAACCUGUAGUAAGUGGUCAGUUGAACACUGGGAUGUGUCUGGUAAAUUUCUGUAGCGAUGUGUCGGAAAGACAGGUACCAACUCUGCCUGUUUUUAAAGAGAAUGUUUGUUGUUUAUUGCGGGUAGUGAAAUUGGUGUUAAUAAUGCCUUUUUUACAGGUCAUAAUCUUUGUCAAGACAGUUUAUCGCUGUGUGGCUUUGGCAGGGCUACUGGUUGAACAGAACUUCCCAGCCAUUUGUAUCCACAGAGAUAUGAAGCAGGAAGAAAGGUUAGUCACACUUGACUGUUGUAAAAAAAUUGUCACUCAUUUCCAGACAUUUCACGAAGAAAAUCGAUUGCUGGAUGCCCUCUUCUUGGUAUUUUUUUAUAAGAACCUUCUAACCAAUUUUUUAUUCAUGCCCUGGUUAUUUUCUUUUGUUGUCAGGCUGUCUCGUUACAAGGAGUUUAAAGAUUUCUCCAAGAGAAUGCUGGUUGCCACCAACCUGUUUGGCCGUGGAAUGGACAUUGAGAGAGUGAAUAUUGUCUUCAACUACGACAUGCCUGAAGACUCUGAUACCUAUCUUCACAGGGUAAAUAAAUCUAACAGGAAUUAUUUUCCAAAAAACAUUAGACUAGAAUCAAACUUUUGCAGUCAAAAGUUUGAUUGUUGAGAUAUCAAUGCCAUUGGUAACAAAUAGUGUUUUAUUUAGCACAUCUUUUAAUAAUAUUGCACUUAACUUAUCAAACAUUUAAUGUUGUGUUGAAAUAUCAUUUGUGCAUGAGUCAUGAUGUUAGCACUGUAGAAGUGAUCUGUGCUGUGGAACAGUUGAUGGGUGGCAGUAAUUUUUAACUCAACAGAACAUUGUGCCCUAAAGUUACAGCAUUUACAGUGCAGAAGAGUCUUUAUUCCUUUGCUGCUAAAGUUUUUGCUUAUACUUUUUCACUUAUUUCUUAAUGUCAGGUUGCAAGAGCAGGACGUUUUGGUACCAAAGGUCUUGCCAUUACAUUUGUAUCAGAUGAAAAAGAUGCCAAGAUAUUGAAUGAAGUUCAAGAUCGAUUUGAAGUGAAUGUAGGAGAACUCCCCGAGGAAAUUGACCUUUCAACAUACAGUAAGUUAAUUUUUGUUGUAGACCUACUGUGA